AUGGCCCAGCUUCCCCGGCUGUCUCACGAGAAAUACACUGUAGGAUGGGUAUGCGCACUCCCGGUCGAGCUGGCAGCGGCAGAGGAAAUGCUGGACGAAGUGCACGAAGACCAUGAGCGCGACGACAACGAUGAAAACAUAUACUCUCUAGGAUCGAUUGUUGGGCACAACGUCGCGAUUGUGUGUCUACCGGCAGGGCGUAUUGGCAAUAAUCCUGCGGCAGUCGUGGUGACACAGAUGAAGGCUACAUUCAAGGGAAUUCGAUUCGGGCUGAUGGUCGGCAUUGGUGGAGGGGUACCCAGUACGGCGGCAGACAUCCGCCUUGGGGAUGUGGUGGUCAGCCAACCUAAUAAGACGUUCGGCGGAGUAGUGCAGUACGACGCUGGUAAGGCGACGGCGAGCGGGUUCGAGCGGACGGGGUCGCUCAACGCGCCACCGCAGAUCCUCCUCAACGCGGUCACGAAGGUGCGAGCGAAUGAAUUCCUAGGUAAGAGUAGGAUGUUGGAGCACAUGAGCAAGCUGGAGCGUAAUAUACCCAAGUUCCAGCGCAGCAAGGCAGGACCCGACAUCUUGUUUGACGUGGGGUACGACCACGAGGGUGGGCAGACAUGGGAAGGAUGCAAGACAGAUCACCACAAAGUUCGGGAGGCACGCGACGAGGAGGUAGUGUCUCAUUACGGGACGAUCGCGUCAGGGAACCAGGUGAUAAAGAAUGCGGUGGAGCGAGACAAGAUUAGCGCAGAGCUCGGCGGGGUGCUCUGCUUUGAGAUGGAGGCGGCGGGCUUAAUGAACAGCUUCCCCUGCCUUGUUAUUCGUGGCAUCUGCGACUAUGCGGACUCGCAUAAGAAUAAAACAUGGCAGCCGUACGCGGCGGGAAUCGCGGCAGCGUAUGCAAAAGAUGUACUAUCCGCGAUCCCUCUAGCUGCCGUGGCGAAGACUCGGACAGCGGAAGAGGCGAUUCAGAGCGCACAGAAGAAGGCAAUCUACUCCAUUCCGUUCCUCCCUAACAAGUCCUUCGUUGGGCGAAAGACUGAGCUCGACAAGUUGACGCAGAAACUCAUAGUCAACAGAGUGUGCUACAAGAUGUCGAUUGCUGGACUAGGUGGCACGGGCAAGACACAGGUGGCACUCCAGUUGGCGUACAUGGUGAAAGAGCGCUGGUCCGAGGUGUCCAUUUUCUGGAUGCCUGCGCUGAGCAUGGAGACCUUUGAGCAGGCGUGCACUGAAGUAGUACGACUGCUUGGCGUACCUAACGUGGCCGAUGGCGAGGACGAUGUGAAAGAGCAGUUCAAGCGGUAUCUGGGCACGGCGCAGGCAGGGAAGUGGCUGUUGAUCGUUGACAACGCUGAUGAUGCAGACAUUGUUUUCGGCAGUGCUCAAUCGAAGGGCAUUGUCGACUACUUGCCACAGAACGAAGAGGGCGUGACCUUGUUCACCACACGCACGCUAGACGUAGCAGGGAAGCUGACAGGCAGUGAUAUGUUAGAACUUGGCGCGAUGAACCGACAAGACGCAACUGCCUUUUUGACCAAAUCGCUGAUCAGCAAGGAGCUCCUUAGCGAUAGUGUCGCUACGACAGACUUGUUGGACGAGCUGGUGUACCUGCCUUUGGCCAUCGCACAGGCAGCUGCUUAUCUUAACAGGAAUGGGGUAUCUAUCAGAGAGUACUUGCGGCUGCUACACAGUACAGAGCUAGACCUUGUUAAGCUCAUGAGCAGAGAGUUCCGUAAUGACGCCCAGUACAAAGGCACCGCAAACGCAGUAGCUACAACAUGGGUAGUAUCGUUUAGUCAGAUCCGUGCACGCGAUAAGGUAGCUGUGAAGCUGCUGUAUUUCAUGUCGUGCAUCGAGUGGAAAGCGAUACCGCGGUCUAUUCUGCCGAGAGCGCGGUCCAGGGUGCGGAUGGCAGACGCUAUUGGCACGCUCUGUGCAUACUCUUUUCUCAAAAAACGAGAGAAUGAAGACGAGUAUGACAUCCAUCGACUAGUACAUCUAGCGACCCGAAUUUGGGUCAGGCAGUACAGCGACACGAGAAGGGUGAUGGAGAAGGGUAUCAGACAUUUAGCCCGCAUCUUCCCCUCGGACGACUAUGCAAACCGGACAAAAUGGAGGGCAUAUCUGCCACAUGCGCUGCGGCUGCUCGAGAACAGCCAAGUCUCUUCGAUGCAAGACAAGUCGGAGCUGUGUCUCUUAGUAGGACACUGUCUGUAUGUUGACGGGAGGAUUCAAGAAGCAGUGAGAUGGUUUGGACAGUCGUGUGAACACAGGAAGACACUCAAAAAGCGCGAUCCGAAGCGACUAGCAUCGGAGCACGCGCUCGCAGAAGCAUAUCACGCCAAUGGACAGGUCAAGGAAGCAAUCAAGCUACUAGAACAUAUUGUGAGGAUAGAAGUAACCGCAGAAGACCAUCCUGAUCGGCUAGCGUCGCAGCAAACACUCGCAGGAGCGUACCUUACCAACGGACAGACUAAGAAAGCGAUUAGGCUGCUAGAACAUGUUGUAAGAACAGGAGUGCUAGCAGAAGACCAUCCUGAUCGACUAUCGUCGCAGCAUGAGCUCGCACGAGCAUACCAUAUCAAUGGACAGAUCAAGAAAGCAGUUGAGCUGCUGGAACACGUCGUCGGCAUAUGUACAGAAGUGCUCGCAAAAGACCAUCCUGAUCGACUAGGGUCGCAGCAUGAGCUUGCAGCAGCGUACAACACUAAUGGACAGGUCAAGGAGGCAGUCAAACUCCUAGAAUAUGUGGUUAGAAAAAAACAGAGGAUCUACAGAUCUGAUCAUCCCGAUCGGCUAUCGUCGCAGCAUGAGCUCGCACGAGCAUACCACGCCAAUGGACAGGUCAAGGAAGCCGUCAAGUUGCUGGAAUAUGUAGUUGGAAUGGAACGGGAAGUCCGUAGGCCUGAUCAUCCCGAUCGACUCCUAUCUGAGAGGGUCCUGAAAUCUUGGCAACUUGAGUUGCAUCCGACCUGA
This is a messenger RNA of Bipolaris oryzae ATCC 44560, 2970 nucleotides long. RefSeq lists its product as uncharacterized. Bases 1 to 2970 code for a protein of 989 amino acids. Lineage: Eukaryota; Fungi; Ascomycota; Dothideomycetes; Pleosporales; Pleosporaceae. The transcript is spliced from 2 exons. Gene Ontology annotation, biological process: nucleoside metabolic process. Gene Ontology annotation, molecular function: protein binding; catalytic activity; ADP binding. The record is from RefSeq and is a predicted model, not a curated record.